Messenger RNA from Phoenix dactylifera (date palm), 1522 nucleotides. NCBI's taxonomy places the organism in Eukaryota, Viridiplantae, Streptophyta, Magnoliopsida, Arecales, Arecaceae. The record is from RefSeq and is a predicted model, not a curated record.
UUCGAUUCUGAUAUUUAAAGAACUGGAGACAAUUUAUAUGGAUUCAAAGAUUUUUAGGUACCGGAAUCAACGCAUUCUAGAACUAUUUUCUUCCGAAGUACUAUAUUGGCAUCAGUGUAUAAAUAAGUGUUUUUUUCCCCUAAAAAAUGCCAUGGACAAAAAAAAAAAGACAAUAGAAUGAGGAAUAUCAAAUCUUUCUAUAAAUUGAUAAAUUCAAGGAUUUUCAUUGUUGAUACUCUAACUGAAUCUGUAACUUAAUAGUCAUUGUAUUCUGAUUUAUUUAGAGAUCUCUGGUAGAUAAUACAGAAAUAGAAAACAAGAAACCCUAUGUGAAACAAAAACCUUUGGAUUGUUAAUGUAGGCACAUAUGCCUACCCAUGCUCUUUGUAAUCUUCCAAGCUCUUGUAUUCAGGUCAAAGUAGACAUAAGUGUCACUGAGAAACAAUCAUGGGAAUAUCUAAGGUGAUUGGAUCAGCUGCAACAGUUUUAUUCGUAGCCUCUGUUUACCUCAAGAAGUCUGGCAUGACAUUCAUUGCGAUACCUCUUCUAGUUGGUUCUUUGCUUGCAUAUUUGGUCACAAUUGCUUCUCAUCCAGCUGUAAAUUUUCCCUCGAUCCUGGGAAAGGGCUCGGAUGGGAGCUUUCCACUUUGGUCAAAACUUCUGUUUGGCCCAUUUCUUAUGUUUGUGCGGGCAUAUGUCCUCUUUAGAAAAUUGAAGAGUGCGGAACCAGUGUACAAUGAGAUUUCUGAUGGUUUAUAUGUUGGUGGGUGGCCAUCUUCCCCAAAUCAUUUGCCUCCUGGUGAACCUGCAGUAAUUGAUUGCACCUGUGAACUGCCUAGGAGCUCUUUUGUUUCAAAGGAUGCAUAUCUUAACAUUGCCACUUGGGAUACAAGGUCCCCUCAACCUUUGCAAAUUGAAUAUGCGGUUCAUUGGGCAUGCAAAAAGAGAGCUCACAAGAAGCCUAUAUACAUCCACUGUGCAUUUGGUCAUGGCAGAAGUGUUUGCAUAAUGUGUGCACUUCUAGUGGCACUAGGUGUGGCUGAUGACUGGAAAGAUGCGGAGAAGAUGGUCAAAGAAAAGAGGCCUCGGAUUAGAAUGAAUGCUCAUCAUCGGAAAAACUUGGAGGAAUGGACUAAAUACCGGCAUUUGUCAAAAGGAGAAUAAGCGGCUGCAAUUUAUUCGAUCAUUUGUCAAAAGGAGGAUAAGUAGCUGCCAUUUAAUCAAUCAUUUGACAAAAGGAGGAUAAGUAGCUGCAAUUUAAUUGAUUCUCUGAUACUUUUCAGAGAACUGGUACAAGUCGAAUGACGUUAUUGUCUUAUUAGCAUUACAGAUUUAUGUUUAAAUCUACAAGCAGCAUGGAGUCAGGAUUUUUUUUUUUUUUCAAAUGUAAUUCUUCAGCUCCUUUUCUUUGUUGAUAUCGGAUAAUCUUGUCAGCCUGGCUUCAUGUACAUUUUUCUGUAUGUUUUAACCUAUUUUGAAUCUUCAGCAAUGAUAUUAAUCAAAAAGUACAGUUUGUGGAUAA